AUGCGCUGCAUAACCUCCUUUUCAAUCCGCUUAAGGCGAGAGGCCGCCCAGUCACUUGAGAACCUCGACCACUGGCCCUUGAAAAACUGCUCGAUGAUUCUCCUGAACUUGAACAGGAUCUCGGGCAAAGGACUCGUCGAGAGAGGCGCGACUGGAAACGCCAACCGACCCCUAGGUCGGCCAGAAUCUUGCAAAAUCAAAGAGGUAUUGCGCGAAAGUAUCUCCGUCCUGGUCGACCUGGUCAUCCAAAUCAACAAGCUGGAGGAGUUCUUCAUCAUGCUAGCCAAUGCCAUCGAUAACAUUAUACAGCCGCGAGCUGAGACCUUCAAACGCGAGAUGAGCAAACUCGGGGGCCGCGCGCGGAAAACCGGCACUAUCAACCCGGACGACAUCACCAAGCAGACGAUAUAUACAUCGACCCUACAGCUCAAAUGCUACUAUGGCGUUCUACAUGACAUCUCGGGGAUGUAUACCUACGUGCACAAUCAAUAUAUCACUACAGGUAUUGACUUGUGCUACCGCCUCACCAAGGGCACAGCGAGGAACAACCCCAUGCCCGAGCUGCAGCAUCAGCUGGCUAAUUAUUCGGAAACAUCGGCCAAGGCGAUCAAGGACCUGGCUACUCAAAAGCAGGAGGAGGUUCGUCGCUCUCUAAGGCUCCGCGCUCUCAAGGCCCUAGAGCAGACACAGGCAAUUGAGAGCGAGGUCGUCAAGAGAGGCAUCCCGAUUGAUCAGUCUGCCAAGGCUGCUAUCAAAGAAGGCGGGGAAGAGCACAAUGCCGAUGCGGAGAGCAUAGUGAAUAACGAUGUGGGUUUGACGGCUUCGGAACAGAUAGACUGUUCAUCCUAUUAG
Messenger RNA from Trichoderma reesei QM6a, 852 nucleotides. RefSeq lists its product as uncharacterized. The record is from RefSeq and is a predicted model, not a curated record. NCBI's taxonomy places the organism in Eukaryota, Fungi, Ascomycota, Sordariomycetes, Hypocreales, Hypocreaceae. Bases 1 to 852 code for a protein of 283 amino acids. The transcript is spliced from 3 exons.